This is a messenger RNA of Habropoda laboriosa, 627 nucleotides long. RefSeq names its product general odorant-binding protein 83a-like (gene Obp5). The coding region runs from base 91 to 519 and encodes 142 amino acids. Lineage: Eukaryota; Metazoa; Arthropoda; Insecta; Hymenoptera; Apidae. Gene Ontology annotation, molecular function: dibutyl phthalate binding; odorant binding. The transcript is spliced from 5 exons. Gene Ontology annotation, biological process: sensory perception of smell; olfactory behavior. Gene Ontology annotation, cellular component: extracellular region. The record is from RefSeq and is a predicted model, not a curated record.
UCUCUUGAAAGUACACACGAAUUGAAAUCUUCGCAUUACCGCGGGAUCCUUUUUUUCGCCUUUUUUACACUUUCUUUUAAGAAUCGAAAUAUGUAUGUCAAACAGUUACUUUGCAUAACUCUGUUCGCGUUCGCGGCGAUGAAGCCAGUGAUGAGUGUGAGCCAAGAACAGAUGGAGAAACUAGCUAAAAGUAUGAGGAAAUCUUGCUUGCAAAAGAUCGAUACGUCAGAAGACUUAAUCGAUGGUAUGCGUACGGGAAACUUCCCUGACGAUGACAAUCUGAAGUGCUACACGAAUUGCAUCAUGAAAACACUACGAAGCUUCAAAAACGGAGCUAUCGAUUUUCCCAUGAUCAUCAGACAAAUAGAAAUGGCGAUGCCGCCGAAAAUAGUAGCUCGAAUGAAAGAAGUCAUAGCCAAAUGCAGCAAACGAGAAUACAGCGGUGAUGAGUGCACGAUAACGUAUGACUACGUAAAAUGCUACUACGAGGUGGACCCGGAAAUCUUCAUCUUCCCUUGACGCAUCGAUCAACAAGUAAAUAGUCUAUUAUAAUGUAGAGACAUCCUAGCUUAUUAUUUAUUUCGAACAAUCGAAAAAUUUUAUUUAAAAAAUAAAUCUAAUUGAUUG